CGAACAAGUGAAACUUUUUUACGUAAGAUUAUAAUUCUGCACGGAAAUAUCAAUUCUAAAAAUUGGUUGACAUUUCGUACUUUCGACAUUUUGAAAACAACACAGAACAUUGUUGUGCUUCCUUCCAGGUCAUUAUCAACGAAUUCGUGGGGGCUGUUGUUGUAUUAAUGAGGCAAAUUUCUUCUAGAGGCGGCCAAUUUAAGGAACUCAUAAAGGGCCACAAUUCGGAACGGGGGCCACAAUAAGGAGCAUUUCAAUCAAUAGUUUGAUCAGGCUAGUAAGCAAUCAUAUUUGUCGAAGGACUUUUGAAGGUACAUAUUACAGGAAGACUACAAUCAUGGGAAAUAUAGUCAACCAUGCCUUAGGGGCCAAGUUCGGGUACAUUUACCCUACUUUUGCAAAUUUUGCAUUGGUUCCGAAGGUGACAAAUGUGAGAAGGUUUCCGGCAAAACCGCUUCCGAAAUUCAUGCAGCGAUUAUUAAACAUUUCUGGUUCACGGACGAAGAAAUGAAUCAAUUGUUUGUUUGCACUGUCUGUCAAGCUAAAAUAAUCAGUUUCGCCACAUUUUACUGUCAGGCCAAGGAGAUUUACAAUCUACAAAAAUGCAUAGCUUAUGAUCCUUGUGAAGAUUGGAAUGACAUCAUAGAAGAGGAUAGCUCAUACGAAGUCGUGAAAAUUCCUCACGGUGAAAAUUAUGCUUCUGAGCAUAACGAAAAAUCCAAGUUGAAGAAAGGAUCUGAAGAAAUGGAACCCAUUUCCGACAACCAAACGAUCACAGAUGAAGAUAUUCUUCGCUACUGUUCAUUGGGUUGCGAGCUGUGUGAGUAUCAAUUUGAAAAAUUGACCGAUCUAUUUGGACACUACUCGUCGCGCCACCAAAAAGAAGCUUUCGUAAACUGCUGUGAGCUCAGUUUCAACGAAGAGUUUCUAUUUCGAAAGCACAUUCGCGAACAUUUGGAUUCGGAUGCACUGAAAUGUACAGAAUGUCAAAAAACGUUUAAUAGUCCUCCCAGUCUGAAAAGUCAUAGGCGCCAGGCUCAUCCUUCUGGAGCGAAAAAACAGUUUCUCUGUGAUCGAUGUCCUGCAAAAUUUGUGAGUCACAUUCAACUAAAGUUACAUGUGACAACACACAAAAACUGCAAAACCAAAGAAAAAAGAUGCGCCAUUUGUCAGAAACAAUUUAAAUCGAAUCAGUCUUUGAACAAUCAUCGUAAUGAUCAUUUUUUCAAAACCUCUGUACAAUGUAUGGAGUGUGGAAAGUGGUUGAAAAAUAUCCACAGUCUUCGAAGGCACAUGGUGCGACAUUCCCAGAAAUCCUUGAUAAUUUCUUGCAAAAUAUGCGGCAAACAAUCGCCCAACGAGCACGCUCUCAGCAAACACAUCCAGGAUAAACAUACGGCCGAAAAGAAUCACAAAUGCCUCGUUUGUAAGAAAGGUUUCAAACGCGCCUUCGCUUUGAAGGAACACAUGUCGAUCCAUACCGGCCAGUACAACUACCGAUGCGAUUUGUGUGGAAAAAUGUUCAAAUUUUCAGCCAACCUAAGCUCACACCGAAAGAAGGACCAUUCUCAGCUAGAUGUUAAGUACAAAGAGAAGGAUAACAACGCCUGCAGCGACCUAACAUAUUUCGAAUCUCUCCAAAGCAUUCCAAUACUGCAAUAACAUAGAACA
Messenger RNA from Uranotaenia lowii, 1671 nucleotides. Its product is annotated as zinc finger protein 723-like. Gene Ontology annotation, biological process: regulation of transcription by RNA polymerase II. Gene Ontology annotation, molecular function: RNA polymerase II cis-regulatory region sequence-specific DNA binding; DNA-binding transcription factor activity. The transcript has 4 exons. NCBI's taxonomy places the organism in Eukaryota, Metazoa, Arthropoda, Insecta, Diptera, Culicidae. The coding region runs from base 508 to 1662 and encodes 384 amino acids. The record is from RefSeq and is a predicted model, not a curated record.